Messenger RNA from Lolium rigidum, 2162 nucleotides. RefSeq lists its product as uncharacterized. Gene Ontology annotation, molecular function: zinc ion binding; nucleic acid binding. Bases 1 to 2079 code for a protein of 692 amino acids. NCBI's taxonomy places the organism in Eukaryota, Viridiplantae, Streptophyta, Magnoliopsida, Poales, Poaceae. The transcript is spliced from 6 exons. The record is from RefSeq and is a predicted model, not a curated record.
AUGGAGUUCGCCGCCCGUGGCCGAUCAACCGCCGCGGUCGACGGCGUCGGCGACGGCGAUGGCCGCCGCUUUUCCGACCCUCCGCCGCCGAACGGCAGAGACGCUCACUCGGCACCUGAAAACAUGGCGGCGCUGGUGUUCAGGAGGGGGGAGCUGCUGCGGGAGUUCCACAGGGAGCGCAUCCGCCUGGAUAUGAUCUUGUGUGAUCUUGCUGAGACAGAGCGCGCCAUGACAGCGUGCUUAGCAAUGCCUGCAGCGGGGUGGGGUGCUUGGGGUGACAUGCCUUCGAUGCAUCAAUCCGAAGAAACCCUGUACCGGAAUCCGCGGUCAAGCGAGGAAACUUCUUGGUGGUGUGGGAACCCCUCAGAGCCAGUGAUACCUUUUUACCCUCACGUUGAACGGUCACCAUCACCAGUGCUGCAGCAAUGGCCAGUUGAUGAGGCUGAGCAGCAAGAAUGUGGCAGCUCAUCUAGGGCACUGGUGGUAGCUCCUUCAUUGUGUCCUGAUGUCGAACAACGCUGGUCACUGAGGAAGGAGCCUGCAGUUGAAGCCUUGGUACAAGCUGCCAUCAAUGUCGUUGCCAAUCCAACGGAGACGGUGUUGUUCAGUCAGAAGGUGACACCAGAGAGCCGAGCUGCUGUUAACCAGGAACAGGAACAACAAUUGAAGGACGGCCAUGGGGUGCAGCUGACGGAGAGUGGAAUCCAGAGAAGAGAACAGCCAAAGUUUCUAACCACUGCCAUUGGGCAAGAACGCGAAGAAGAAGUGAAGGAUAGCCAUGCCAUGCAACUGAUGGAGUGUGAAGUCCAGAGGAAUGGACAGCUAAACCAUGCAGCCAUUGUUCAGGGACGCGAAACAAAAGGGAAUACCAGCCAUGCGGUGCAGGUGAUGGAGAGCAAACUCCAGAAGAGUGAACAAGUAAAGCGUGGAGCCGUUGGUCAGGAAAACAAAGCUGAGGUGAAGGACAACCAUGAAGUGCUGAUGGAGAUGCAGGUGAUGGAGAGCAAAUUCCAGAAGGGUGAACAGGUAAAGCGUGGAGCCGUUGGUCAGGAAAACAAAGCUGAGGUGAAGGACAACCAUGAAGUGCUGAUGGGGAGUGAAAUCCAGAGAACUGAACAACCUAACCGUGCAGCCAUUGGCCAGGGACGCAGAGCAAAAGCGGAUGCCAGCCAUGCAGUGCAGGUGAUGGACAACAAAUUCCCGAAGAGUGAACAGGUAAAGCGUGGAGCCGUUGGUCAGGAAAACAAAGCUGAGGUGAAGGACAACCAUGAAGUGAUGGAGAACAAAUUCCAGAAGAGUGAACAGGUAAAGCGUGGAGCCAUUGGUCAGGAAAGAAAAGCUGAGGUGAAGGACAACCAUGAAGUGCUGAUGAAGAGUGAAAUCCAGCGAAGUGAACAGCCAAAGCAUGAAGCCUCUGGUCAGGAGCAUGGCGAAGAAGAGAACGACAGACAUGCCGCACAGCCCAUGGAGGAGAGUGGAAUACAGAGCAGUGAACAGCCAAAGCCUGCAGAGCGUACCAUCAACGAGCGUAUCGGUGAACCAAGGCAAUUAUCUCAUCGAUAUGCGCUGGCUGCCAAGGAGAAAUCCCCACCUAAUGAGCAGAAGAGACAAGUGUUUGACGACACUAGAACGCAAAUCACACCCUCUGUGCUGAAGAGGCCGAUUUUCAAACCGACCAUGAUAACUCCACCAGCAAAGAGGCACAAGCCACUUGACGAUUGGAGUUGCACCCUCUGCCAAGCGAACUUAACCUGUGAAGAAGACUUAACGGAACACAAAGAAGGCGAGCUACACCAGUCGAAACUCGCAGCAUUGCGAGCAAGGCACGAAGCCUCUGGAUUUGACUUGCGGAACCAUCUCAGGGGCAGGAGUCACCAGGAGAGCUCGCAGGCCUUGAACACAGAAGAAGGCGGCAAGUGUGCCAUUGACCGCAGGGGUGAAGACCCGAAGAACAAGUUUAUGGGCAACAGAAGGUUUCCUUUCUGCAAGCUCUGCAAAGUGGAGUGCACCAGUCAGAAGGUGAUGCAGUCGCAUCUCGCUGGAAAGAAACACCGGGAGAAUCUUCUGGCACGCCAUUGACUUGGUUGUCCAUGGCCAAGUUGAUGGUUCAAGUACCACAGGUCGGUGUAUGAUUACCAUGCUAACCUGUAGAUGAUAUCAGC